GCUCAUCAGUUUUUCUUUUCGCUUGUCAAGUGAGCAGGAAGAGAAAUGUCUGGCCGCGGCAAAGGAGGUAAAGGUCUGGGGAAAGGAGGCGCCAAGCGCCACCGUAAAGUUCUCCGCGACAACAUCCAGGGCAUCACCAAGCCCGCCAUCCGCCGCCUGGCUCGCCGCGGCGGAGUCAAGCGUAUCUCCGGCCUCAUCUACGAGGAGACUCGCGGAGUGCUCAAGGUUUUCCUGGAGAAUGUCAUCCGCGACGCCGUCACCUAUACUGAGCACGCCAAGAGGAAGACGGUCACCGCCAUGGAUGUGGUCUACGCUCUUAAGAGGCAGGGCCGCACUCUGUACGGCUUCGGAGGCUGAGCACCAACAACUCCAAUAAUAUAACAACAAAGGCUCUUUUCAGAGCCGCCCACAAAGCACUCAAGAGCUGAUUUCCCUACUAAUUUAAUUUGAACAUUGUGAAAACUAUGAUUUUUGUUCUCAAAUGUGAAAAUGUAUUGUCCAGCAAGCAGAGACGUUUCCUUAUUUACUCUGAAUUUA
Molecule: messenger RNA, 537 nt
Organism: Myripristis murdjan (pinecone soldierfish)
Lineage: Eukaryota; Metazoa; Chordata; Actinopteri; Holocentriformes; Holocentridae
Product: histone H4
Exons: 1
Coding region: 46-357 (103 amino acids)
Cellular component (GO): nucleosome
Molecular function (GO): protein heterodimerization activity; DNA binding; structural constituent of chromatin
Source: RefSeq, a predicted model, not a curated record